Molecule: messenger RNA, 2736 nt
Organism: Rattus rattus (black rat)
Lineage: Eukaryota; Metazoa; Chordata; Mammalia; Rodentia; Muridae
Gene: Vamp4
Product: vesicle associated membrane protein 4
Exons: 8
Coding region: 256-681 (141 amino acids)
Biological process (GO): vesicle-mediated transport; Golgi ribbon formation
Cellular component (GO): membrane
Source: RefSeq, a predicted model, not a curated record
CCACCCCCUCUGCCCAGCGCCAGGCGGCGGAGCGCCGAGUCGCUCGAUGAGCGGGGGCGCUGCAGCAGAGCGGAGCGGUGGCGGGUCUGUGCCCUCGGCCUUCCCCCUCCCACCCUCCUUCCUCAGCUUCCCGCUCCCUCCCCCGCCCGCCCUGCGCUGCCAGCAGGGACUGCUGCCCGGAGCUCUUCAGAGACCUCAGGUGGUGGAUACUUAUUCUGUUGGGAAAUACAGCAAGAGUAUUUGUGAGCAGAAAGUAUGCCUCCCAAGUUCAAGCGCCACCUAAAUGACGAUGACGUCACUGGGUCUGUGAAAAGUGAGAGGAGAAACCUUUUGGAAGAUGAUUCAGAUGAAGAAGAGGACUUUUUUCUACGGGGACCAUCUGGACCAAGAUUUGGACCUAGAAAUGAUAAAAUUAAGCAUGUUCAGAAUCAGGUGGACGAAGUUAUUGAUGUAAUGCAAGAGAAUAUUACCAAGGUAAUUGAAAGAGGAGAGAGGCUAGAUGAACUGCAGGACAAAUCAGAAAGCUUAUCGGAUAAUGCAACCGCUUUCAGCAACAGAUCCAAACAGCUUCGAAGGCAAAUGUGGUGGCGUGGAUGCAAAAUAAAAGCCAUCAUGGCUUUGGCUGCAGCUAUCCUUUUGCUAAUGAUUAUCACUCAGAUCAUCCUGCACUUGAAAAAAUGAAGUUUUACCACCAUCAAAACUAUCUUUAUUUAACAACAGUGAAGAUCAACAGAAAAAUCCAAGUAGCUUUGCUAAUGUUAGUUGAUGCCCAGUGAAAUCAGGUCACCACUGCCGUGCCUGACGCGUGCCCUGUGGUUUGUCUGUAACAGAGCCUCUUCCCUUGCAGCAGUCUGAUGAGUGGGCUCCUUCUCCAUCAUAACCCAGUGUUGCUGUUACCUGUGGUCCUAACAAAGCUCAUUGGGAAUUGUCCCAAAACUUUAUAAACUGGGAAACGUAUUGAUGAAAAGAAGGUCCAGUGUUGAUGAUGAGCUGUUUUAAAAUGGAGAAAAGGUAAUCACAUCAGGUACAGAGGUGCAUGAUGUCGUCCUGCCGACUGUCAUUUCAGUUCACUCCCGGGUUCUGUGUUAGGAAGUAAUGCUGGCCUUUCGAAAGCAGAAACUGGCACCUUUCUGCUCUGUAUGGCAUGUGGGUGCCCUGUGAAUGCAAAUGCACACAUAGGGUGAGGCUCAGAUGUGACAAAAGCCUGACCUCUGUCCUUGCCACUUAACACCUGUUUUAUGUCCUGUUGGCACUGUAGCCCAAACAGACUUGUAUUUACUUUAUGGCUAGAAAAUAAGCAAGAAGUUUUUUUCAGUGUUGAAAACAAAUGUCAUUAGAUGUUCUUAGUUGUACCGAGUCAGAGUGUUACUAAGUUAGGGACUGGACUACUAAUCAGAUUUUGUGUUUUCACAUAGAAAGGUUAUCGGAGUCAGUUUACUUUUCUGUGAGUGAUAGUAAGAGCGUGAGUCACUCACUCAUUGGGAGGGGCUGCCAAAUAUCAGCAUAAAGACAGUGGCUCAGAAGAGGCAGAAAGGGCCCUCUUAGUCCAUAAAUGUGCCCUCCUUAAACUGAUGUGGUCUGAGUCUAUCUUGUGUGUCUUGGGAUUUUUGGUUGGUGGGUGGGUUGGUUGGUUGGUUAAUUGGUUGGUUUUAGUUUUUUUGAAACACGGUCUCACUGUGUGACCCAGACUGGCCUCAGAUGCACAGAUGCAUCGGCCUCCCAAGUGCUGGGAUUGGAGGUAUGUCCCACUACACCCUGUAGCCUUUUUCUUUUUGGUCAAAGAAAGAAUCCUUGGGCUCAAGUGAUCUUUGCAACUUAGCCUCAGAAGUAGCUAAGACUACAUGUGGGCACCAGCAUGUGCUGAUGGACCUUCUUUUAAAGCCUGAUGUUAGUCUUAUUUGGAUAUUUAUUUUCAUAUGUCAAGCAGAAUAAAGGGUGGGACACACUUUUAUUCUGGCUAUUGUUUUAUUUCACAAGCUACUUAGAACAAGUUAGCAGGGAUGAGAAGAAAAACAUUGCUAAUCCAGUUGGCUUCAGCUUAUAAAGCAAGGGUCAUACCAUGUGUGUCCCUCAGCUCCAAGUCCCUGUGUGUGUGACACCGUGCUGGUGGUGUGUAAGUGAGGGCUGAUUUCCAGUGUGCGCUGAGAGGUGACAUAAUUGAGGUAGGUGAACCUAGAGAUAAAGGGUUCUUGUAAUUGAAUAUAGAAAACUUCUGGUUUGACGGUGUUACAUUAGGUUCUUUUCACUUGAAAAGAUUUUGAAAUAAAAUCACAUAUUUUAAAGCUGUAAAUUGUAUAUGUCUGAGGAUUUAGUAAAAUGUCAGAGAUCAAUCUAUAAGAAAAUUUAAAUAUUGUUUUUAUAUCUUAGUUGUCUGUCAUUAUUUUAGAUCCCACAAUCCCUAAUUUAACCAUUUCGGCAAGUGCCUUUGACACUUAAGGAGUAUUGUGGGAGAUGAGCAAAUGUAGGUGCCACACCCCGUUUCCUGGCUUCUCAAUUCCUCGUGACGGUAUAUGUUUUACAGUGCUACAAAGUUCAGUCCUUUGUGUUCAUGUGAGAUUGUACUGUAGCCUUUCCAUAGUAAACAGCAAAAUAAACCGUUUGCAGAAAAUGAAAAGUAAGCACUGUGGCUUGUUCAGUAUGUUACCCAUUGACCCAGCUUCAAAGCAAAGCACCUAUGCAAGCAACCCAAUUCCAUUGCUCCCCGUUUCUAAUAAAGUACAUGAACCUAUCUGGAAA